UAAGAAUGAAAUAAUAUCAUCAAAUGAAAACAGCCUUGCUUUUGUGAUUGUUGUGGUUGAGUGCUAGGGGGCACUCUGACUUUUCAGACCUUCAUAGACCAAAACAUUGUCUCAUCCCUGUGGAAGGGCUUUGAUGUGUUGGGCUAAAGCUAUCUUAACUAAACUACUCUCUCUCUCCCUAUUUUCUUCUCUCCUGCUCUCUCGCAGACUAACAGGGUCUGUUUGGCUCCCCAGGUCCCCUCCAGCUGUCUGAGUGUAACCAUUGCUCUCUGUGCUAGAUGUUCCAGAGCUGACUGCUGUGCAGGGCAUGUCUGCAAAGAGAAAAUAUACUGCCUUUAAACAUAUUCCCCUUACUCACAGGCCCGAUGACGUGAUAUUAUAGUUCAUCAGUCAGUGGUCUGAGGCUGUUUAUGUAACAGUAUAUGGUUUGCAUAAGCAUUAAGAUAUGAUUCCACAUCAGUUUUAUAUUAUUUAAAAUCAAGCUUUGAACACAUUAAAUCAACAACAGGAUUUCUAGCCAUACAUUAUGUGAUGUGUAUUAAACCAAAAGAUAUUAAAUCUCAUCAGCAUUGUCUAUAAAGAUUGCCCUUUCUAUGCUGCAAGCACACACGUUUUUAACAAAUGUCGUGCAGUGGUUAGACUCCAACCAUAAGCUUCAGAGACAGGUUGAAAAAAAAGGAGUGAGAAUAAGCUGUAUGGAAGAAAAGGCCAUCGCUGAGUGAGGAAUGUUUCAGUAGCUGUGUAAAACUCUCCAGGUUGCUCCGUUUAAACGUCUACAGGGAUAGUCUCUACAAGUCUCCGUUCAGAGGCUCUUCUAACUAAAAUUGGCGGGUGAAAGGCAGGCGCACGAAUGGAUAUAAGCACAAUUUUCUUGUUACUCUCUGUGUGUGGGCUGACUUGGGCCUUCACGCUGGACUUGGACAAUGGAGGUGUACCACUCUGGGUCAACCGUUUUUUGGGAGAGCCGAGUGUGUUGACUUUGAAAGAUCGGAUGGAUCCCGGAUGGUUUCGUGCUGUUAACACACAAAGUUGUCCUUUGGAGUGUGACUGCCCUAUCCAGUGGCCAACAGCUCUUUAUUGUGACAACAGGGGCCUUACCCAGCUUCCCUCUGGCCUUCCGUCCCACACACAGUACAUGUUUCUCCAGGGGAAUAAUAUAACUAGCCUUGGAUCCACAUCGUUCGCCAAUGCCACAAACUUGCGCUGGUUGAUCUUGGAUCGCAAUCAGUUAGUGAGUGAGAAACUCAAUAAUGUGUUGUUCUCCAAUCUCACCCACUUGGUAAAUCUUUUCAUAAAUAAUAAUAAUCUGACAAGGGUGCCAGUCGGACUGCCUAGUGGACUCAAGCAGCUGCGACUCGCAUAUAAUCGCAUCGAAAAGAUUUCUAAAGGUGCUUUCCAAAAUCUGGACAAUUUAACAUUACUUUUGUUACAAGGUAAUCGUCUGACGACUAUUGAAGAGGGCGACUUAAAAGGUCUAGGAGUCCUCAACCUCCUGGAUCUUAGUCACAACCUCCUGGAGACUUUCCCCACACAUCUACCUCCAUCUGUCCAGCAGCUUUACCUCUCCAACAACUCUCUGACUGGUCUGACCCAAAACAGCCUUCAUGGUUUUAAUAGACUCCGUUAUUUACGGCUCGGACACAACAAACUGAGGAAUGAAGGGCUUGACCAUGGUGCAUUUAACCUCACUUCUCUGGUUGAGCUGGAUCUUUCUUAUAAUCAGCUGACAGAAAUCCCUACCAUUCCCAUCACUCUUCAGUACCUCUACCUUGAGGUUAACCAAAUCCAAGAGUUCAACUUGAGCAGCUUCUGCAGGACAGUUGGACCCACAUCAUUUUCACGUUUGAAGAUUCUGAGGCUGGACGGUAAUAAAUUGGAGUAUCACAAGCUGCCUCCUGAUUGGGUGUUCUGUCUACGUGUCCUCCAAAACAUUUAUAUUUGAUCUAAUAGAAGCAGUUAAUGUCUUAAGCCUCUCUAUAUUUUUAGGUUUUCUGAAAACUUUGAAAUACAAGCAUGCAAAGGAAUAUUAUAACAUAUAUGCAUAUUUAGAUUACAUUAGAAAGCAUGACAGCAGAAGAAAGCUGCUCAGUAUUCAAGGUCUUGGUGUUUUGAAUAAGCAUGCUGUAAAUGGUUUUAUACGGUUUUAAUGAAACAGUAUUUAAUAAUACUGUUUUCACUC
Molecule: messenger RNA, 2179 nt
Organism: Carassius carassius (crucian carp)
Lineage: Eukaryota; Metazoa; Chordata; Actinopteri; Cypriniformes; Cyprinidae
Product: lumican-like
Exons: 4
Coding region: 851-1942 (363 amino acids)
Molecular function (GO): protein binding
Source: RefSeq, a predicted model, not a curated record